UCCAGUCCACGGAUAUUAAUACAAAACCCUAGCUUCCAAACUUCCAUCUUCUUCGACCCUAAAUCCUCCAACUGAAACCUAGCAGCAGCGUUAGCCGCCCCUUGCGCCGUUUUCAGGAAGUAAGCAAACAUGGCGUAUGCUGCGAUGAAGACUACGAAGCCUGGUUUGGAAGAGUCACAGGAGCAGAUCCACAAGAUUAGGAUCACUCUUUCGUCCAAGAACGUCAAGAACCUUGAGAAGGUUUGUACCGAUUUGGUUCGGGGAGCCAAGGACAAGAGACUGAGGGUUAAAGGGCCUGUGAGGAUGCCAACAAAAGUCCUGCACAUUACCACCAGGAAGUCUCCCUGUGGCGAAGGUACCAACACAUGGGACAGAUUUGAACUUCGUGUCCACAAGCGGGUCAUCGACCUCUUUAGCUCAGCUGAUGUUGUUAAGCAGAUUACAUCUAUCACCAUUGAACCAGGUGUUGAGGUUGAAGUCACAAUUGCAGAUUGAUAUGUGUUCCAUAUUUCUUAAGUUCUUUAAUUUACUCUUAGUUAUUUAGAGUUCUAUGUACUCUGUGUGCCUGCCCCGUAUCACUUUCAAAUUGUCAAGGUUAAUGUGUUGUCCAUUUUUGUCAUAAUUUUGAAGUUUAGAACUUAUUUGGGGAGGAAAAAUUUUUGUCUACUGUCAUCUCUUUGGUUACUUUGGAAUUGUUACUUAGAUGAGAAGUUAAAAUAUUAUUUCCCUGA
Molecule: messenger RNA, 731 nt
Organism: Momordica charantia (bitter melon)
Lineage: Eukaryota; Viridiplantae; Streptophyta; Magnoliopsida; Cucurbitales; Cucurbitaceae
Product: small ribosomal subunit protein uS10y
Biological process (GO): translation
Cellular component (GO): ribosome; small ribosomal subunit
Molecular function (GO): RNA binding; structural constituent of ribosome
Source: RefSeq, a predicted model, not a curated record